GCCUGGCGGUGCGAGCCCCGCGCGGCGUGCGGAGCGGAGCGGCCCGCGGCGGAGAGUGAAGUGUCUCAGGCUGGGCGUGGAGAUCUGCAGCAGUGAUUGGAGGGAACACUGCGCGAGCCCCGUCCGGGUCAUCGCGUCCUGCCUGCACCAGAGGGAGCUUUGCCUCGGGGUCGAGCAAACGCAGAAACUAAUCUACCGACAGAAACCGUCUCCGCCAGUCAAGAGACCCUCACGAGCACUUUGCCAUGGACGUAGAAGAAGAAGAAAACAUGAGUUCGAGCAGCACAGAUGUUAAGGAAAGCUGCGGUCUGGACAGCGCGCCCCCCACGGACGGCAGCGCCCCCGGGCCUGGCGAGGGCGCCCCGCUCUCCAACGGGGGCGGUGGCGGCACCGGCCGGAAGCGGCCCCUGGAGGAGGGCAGCAAUGGCCACGCCAAGUUCCGCCUGAAGAAGAGGAGGCGGCUGCCGGGGCCCGCGCUGCCCAAGAACGCCCUGAUGCAGCUGAACGAGAUCAAGCCCGGCCUGCAGUACGCGCUGCUGUCGCAGACGGGGCCGGUGCACGCGCCUCUGUUCGUCAUGUCCGUCGAAGUGAACGGGCAGGUGUUCGAGGGCUCCGGCCCCACCAAGAAGAAGGCCAAGCUGCACGCCGCGGAGAAGGCCCUGCGCUCUUUCGUUCAGUUCCCCAACGCCUCCGAGGCCCACCUGGCCAUGGGGAGGACCCUGUCCGCCAACACGGACUUCACGUCCGACCAGGCUGACUUCCCCGACACGCUCUUCAACGGCUUCGAGACCCCGGACAGGUCGGAUGCGCCCUUCUAUCUGGGCUCCAACGGGGACGACUCCUUUAGUUCCAGCGGGGACCUCAGCUUGGCCGCGUCCCCGGCACCCGCCGGCCUCGCGCAGCCUCCCCUGCCCGGCCCUCCGCCGUUCCCGCCGCCGAGCGGGAAGAACCCCGUGAUGAUCCUGAACGAGCUGCGGCCGGGGCUCAAGUACGACUUCCUGUCGGAGAGCGGGGAGAGCCACGCCAAGAGCUUUGUCAUGUCUGUGGUGGUGGACGGCCAGUUCUUCGAGGGCUCGGGCCGGAACAAAAAGCUCGCCAAGGCCCGGGCUGCGCAGUCUGCCCUGGCGACCAUUUUUAAUUUGCACUUGGAUCAAACACCGUCUCGCCAGCCCAUCCCCAGCGAGGGCCUUCAGUUGCAUUUACCGCAGGUGUUAGCGGACGCCGUGGCUCGCCUGGUGCUGGAUAAGUUCGGUGACCUGACGGACAACUUCUCCUCUCCUCACGCACGUAGGAAAGUUCUUGCCGGUAUCGUCAUGACAACAGGCACAGAUGUGAAAGAUGCCAAGGUGAUAAGUGUCUCUACGGGAACAAAGUGCAUUAAUGGCGAGUACAUGAGUGAUCGUGGCCUUGCGUUAAAUGACUGCCACGCGGAGAUAGUAGCUCGGAGGUCCCUGCUCAGAUUUCUUUAUACACAGCUUGAGCUUUACUUAAAUAGCAAAGACGAUCAAAAAAGGUCCAUCUUUCAGAAGUCAGAGCGCGGCGGGUUCAGGCUGAAGGAGAGCGUUCAGUUCCAUCUGUACAUCAGCACGUCUCCCUGUGGGGACGCCAGAAUUUUCUCGCCGCACGAGCCGAUUCUGGAAGGGGCUGCUGCACUUGUUUGCCGUGAGGAGAGGAGAGGACUUUCACCUGGCCUUCCUCUCCUAGAACCAGCGGACAGGCAUCCAAACCGCAAAGCCAGAGGACAGCUGCGGACGAAAAUAGAGUCUGGCGAAGGCACGAUUCCGGUGCGGUCCAACGCCAGCCUGCAGACGUGGGACGGGGUGCUGCAGGGCGAGAGGCUGCUCACCAUGUCCUGCAGCGACAAGAUGGCCCGGUGGAACGUGGUGGGCGUCCAGGGCUCACUGCUCAGCAUCUUCGUGGAGCCGAUUUACUUCUCGAGCAUCAUCCUGGGCAGCCUCUACCACGGGGACCACCUCUCCAGGGCCAUGUACCAGCGGAUCGCAAACAUAGAAGACCUGCCCCCCCUGUACACCCUCAACAAGCCUCUGCUCAGCGGCAUCAGCAACGCAGAAGCGCGGCAGCCAGGGAAGGCACCCAACUUCAGCGUCAACUGGACGGUGGGUGACUCGGCCAUCGAGGUCAUCAACGCCACGACGGGGAAGGACGAGCUGGGCCGUGCAUCCCGCCUGUGUAAGCACGCCUUGUACUGUCGCUGGAUGCGUGUGCACGGCAAGGUUCCCUCCAACUUGUUACGGUCCAAGAUCACUAAGCCCAACAUGUACCAUGAAUCCAAACUGGUGGCGAGGGAGUACCAGGCCGCCAAGGCGUGUCUGUUCAAAGCGUUCAUCAAGGCGGGGCUGGGCGCCUGGGUGGAGAAGCCCACAGAACAGGACCAGUUCUCUCUCACACCCUGACCUGGGGCCUGGGGCCGGGGCUGCUGCGUCCAGCGCCGUCUCCGGAACGUCCCGUCUGGACUGGGGGCAGGUGUGGGGACACGGGGUGCUGGGCGUCCAGCGCCGUCUCCGGAAGGUCCGGUCUGGACUGGGGCAGGUGUGGGGACACGGGGUGCUGGGCAUCCAGCGCUGUCUCCGGAACGUCCCGUCUGGACCGGGGGCAGGUGUGGGGACGCGGGGUGCUGGGCAUCCAGCACUUUCUCCGGAACGUCCCGUCUGGAUUGGGGGCAGGUGUGGGGACGCGGGGUGCUGGGUGUCCAGCGCUGUCUCCGGAAGGUCCGGUCUGGACUGGGGCAGGUGUGGGGACGCGGGGUGCUGGGCGUCCAGCACUUUCUCCGGAACGUCCCGUCUGGAUUGGAGGCAGGUGUGGGGACGCGGGGUGGUGGGCGUCCAGCACCGUCUCCGGAACACGUGUCUGGACUGGGGGCGGGCGCGCACUUCGGGGAGGGUGGGGAGGGUGUUGGGGUUCAGUGUCCCCACCUGGCACCCCUGUGCAGCGGCAUUACCCCUUUGAAUUAUCCAGUGACUGCUUUCAAUCUCCGUUUACGUUUAGAAAUUGAGUUCUACUGAGUAGGGCUUCCUUAAGUUUAGGAAAAUAGAAACUACUUUGUGUGAAAUUUUUGAAUAAAUAAUUUAUUCAGAGUUAGGAACGUGGUUUAUAAAAUAAGUAAUUAUAUCAGGUCACUCUUACGCCACAUUACUUUAUGUGUGGAGAAGGGGAGAGCGUAGGGAGAGGUUGGAGGCGGCAGCCUGAAGAGAGCGUCAGGGCUGCGUUACUGGUGGGGCUCCUGCCCGCCCGCCGUGACCCGGCUGCCCUCAGUGACUGUCCCAGCCUGCCCGGGAGAGGACCCUGCACGACAGGCCCAGCCCAGCGCACACACACGGCCCCUGGCGUGGUGUCGGCGUGCGUCCGUGAGGGUGCAGCCUGGAUCCGUCUAACCUUUAGCCCCCCCGGAAGCUUCUGUGCCCCUCCUAGGGUUGCGUCAUGGAAAACGUGUUGGUUCACUUCUAAGUGAUCAAAGGUACAACGUGGGUGGUAAUCCUGGCCAUUCAUUGGAGAUUUUUCAGUAGUAUUUAACUUUUAGGGACUAGGAGGAAUCCACAGAGGCUACUGCACAAUUUUAUUCCUUCCUCUGAAUCUAAUGAGUGUGGAUGACUCUCCAGACAUCUUCACAGAAUGGAAAUAGAAUUAAUUAAGUAGAGAUACUCAUUCUUAGAAAAUGCCACUUAAGGCAUAUUUUUAAAUUAAGCUUUAUCAAAGGUGUGUUUGAAGUCAGUAUUCAAGCCAGAAGCUGGUGAGGCCACAGACGCCGUCCCCACCAGGGUCUGCACAUCGAUUGUCACGGCAGGGAAGGGGUGCUGCUGGCGUCGGGGUGACCCGGGGACGCCGCUCCACACCCCGCAGCACCCAGGGUGGCCCCGGGCCGAGCCGGCAGAUGGUCAGGAGCGCGGGCUAGGGUCCUGGGUGGCGCCUCGACCUGAGCUCAGAGAUUUGCACCAAUUGCCUUGUUUCUUCCACUCAGGAUCAGACAGGAGCCCGAGGAGGUGCUGGGUCAGAAGUGGGGGGGGGUGGGCCUUGUGGGUGCAGCAAGCAGAGACGGGAGACCCCGCCCCGCCUUUCUGGACUCAGAAGACCUAGGACAGGAGCAGAGCAGCUACUGUCCCCUCGGUCCCGACCCCACGUGCUCAGAGCAGGAGAUUCGGACCAGAAGUGCAGAGACUCCCGGCGCCUCUGUGGGUCCCCGGGUGGCCGGUCGCAGCCGUGGGUCCAGACCAGGGACUGACCAGGGGCAGAGGAGCGAGCCCCGCCCACACCAGCCCGCUCUCCUGCAGCCGGGGUGCAGGGGUGCAGGGGGGGCCACGGCCGGGCUGCGCCUUCCACCCGCAGCAGGAAAGCUGCCGGCCGGUGUCGCUCCCCUCCCGGAGCAGGCGCUCCCAACUCAGACGACAUCUGUAGCCCCUGCGUUUUUAUUCUCUCUACAAAUGGUAUUUUUUCUAACGGGGAUCGGGAGACGGACUUAGUUUUUACAGAAUACCUGGAUUUUGACUAAAAGCCCAGGGGAAAUAUAUUGCAUGUACAUACAAACGCUGCCCAGUAUGUCUGGCUUCUUCCCUCCCGUCGGGUAAAGGCCGAGGGGAGUGUGGUCCCCUCCCCGCCCCAAGUGAAGAAGGACGGCCCUACUGUGUGCCGGUCCCAAGGACCCCAGCUCCGCGGCCACCGGGACUCUCCCCGGCACGCGUGGGCCUCGUGGGCUGUGGAGGACAGCGCCCGGGGUCGGGAGGGAGGGAGCCGUGCCCGGGACUGGACGGGACAGCAGCCGGAUUAGCUUCCCCUUGAGCGGGAACCAGAGGAAGGAAACGUUAACUCCUCAGGGAGGCGGGAGGCCAGUCAGGAAACUGCACUUUAAACAAACUGCCCUAUUUGAGGCUCAGCGUGCAUUCUGCCCCGUGACUGUUUUCCGAGGUAUUAUUUUGCACACUGUGCCCUAACCCUGGAUUUCAGAGACUUGGGAAGUCUGACACCACCAAGAACCUGAUUGAGAAAAAUCAGUUGUGAAGACGUUUUGCCCAGUGGGGGUUGGGAGGGUUCUGUUCUGUUUUGUUUGCUAAACCUGAAGUAUUAACUCCAGGAAGACAGGGACCCUCAUGGGGUCCCCAGGCUCGGGGACAGCUGUCCCACUAGCGGAAGGCCCUUCGCGCCUGGGGUGGGGGUGGGGGGCCAGGCGCGCCACAGAGCUCCGUUCUGAUCCUGAGUCUUAAUUGCACUUUUCAUCAUGUUUUUCUGUUUUGGAGAGUUUUAUUGAUUUAUUUAAUCAAAAACAGUUGCUGUAUCUUACAACGUGCAGACUGACAUCUCACAAGGCAUUGAUUUCUCUGGAAUGUAUUUUCGUUCAGAUGAUUUCCUUGGUACCCACACUCUAGACUCACUGCUCUCUUCGUAAAGACAGCGUUCCGUGUCAUCCCAAAUAGGGACGCCGAGGAGGGGGCGGCUCUCUGGCUCCUCAAGGCAGGCAGAGCUGAGGGGGAUUAGUGAUGCUGGGGGCGGGGCCACACGCCGCGUCCCCUUUUAUCAAAAAACAGAAAGCGGAUGGCUCUUCACUUCUAAAAUAUUUCACACCAAAAAAAUACGGUCUGCCCCGACCAUAAGUUUGAUCUAGCAAGAGGAAUAAAAGCAGCUGGCUUUCCCAUCUGUGUGAAGUCAGAGAAUCUCUCAGAAGGUUCCUUUUUGUCAACCCCAAACUACCUAAGUGGAAAGGGCAGAGUAUUUGCGACCUUGUGUGUCCAGUGUUGUGUGUCCUUGUCCCCUGGAGUGUCCUGUGACCCUCUCCAUCCUCCUGGCCAGUCACGUGCCUCGGGGCUGGGAGGGGAGGGUCUGACUCGGUCCCGGCAUUUAGCUGACCUCUGGCACUGCUGUGUGCACCUGUUCGCUGUUUGCGGCGACGAGCCCCCAGCCCCAAGAACACUUAGCUUGGCCACGCCGUGGGCUGAUGGUACAUCGCGAGCCGACGCCUGUCCUUCUGGACACGACCACGAAUGGUUAAAGUCAGUCUGCGGAACGUUUGUGGAGUGAGCCCGGAAGCAGUUUGCUUCUCCAGAUAUUGGGUCAUAUGCUUUUAUUUUACUUUAUUUUAUUUUGGAAUUUGGACACUUUAUAUGAAUGUAGUUCAGCCGAGAACCCUGUCGCUAAGAUCCACUCCCCAGUGUUCUCUGUAUGUAUAUUGAUGUAUAUACCACACGUUACAACCUGCAUGAGCUUCCUUCUCGCAGCGAGACCAGCCGGAACCAAGCAUGAGACGCGGUCCUACACACAAAGGAUUUGACAUGUUCUCAAUAAAAGACAGUGUUAUACCACUGCAGUGUGGCUGGGUUUUCUCUCUCGUUGUCCCCGUGGUCCGCUGGCAGGACUGAGGGCAGCCCUAAAGAGCAUAAUUUGCAGGGGUGCAUAAGCACCUGCUGAGGGCUGCCCGCUGACUGGUCUUGUAGCCGUGCGCUGACCCAGCGCUCGGCGCAUUCAUACCCAGCUCGGGACAGUUCCUCCGAGCCCUUGGACCCGCGGGUCCCUCACGGUCCUCCUGAGCAUGUGUCACCCACCCCCACGUGCAAGGUGUGUAGAGGACAGUCAGGCAGCUGCCCCUGCUCGUGUCCCCGCCUGUGAGAAGGGACGACAACGUGGCCCCUGUGACCUGUUGGGCUGUGUGAGGGCGACACGGACAGGAAAACACAUGGGAAGAACCUGGGCUGGCCAACAGGCCACUGGCCAGGUGGACUGGGGUCUCAGGUGCAGGGAAGCAGCACAACUAAGAAGGCGGGACUUUGUUAUCCAGGGCUGACAUUUCUGAAAGACGCUCAUAAUAAACCAAGUGGAAAGCUGGCUGCGGAGAGCGGUAUUCGUGCAUUUCACGGUUGCGAAGAAAUGCGGGUGCAUUAUGUACAGCACAUGUGGAACAGCCUGGAAGGGGCUGAGUCUGGUCUAUGUGAGUGGGGAUUUGGGGUGAUUUUAAUUUAAUUCUGCCUUUUUAAGCUUACCCAUUUGUCUGAUGUUUCUACAAUUACAUGAAAAGUAAAGAGGAAAAUGUUUUUAAACGUCAAAAUCCCCAUGCAAAUAAAAAGCACUGUUAUGAAAAA
Molecule: messenger RNA, 7079 nt
Organism: Prionailurus viverrinus (fishing cat)
Lineage: Eukaryota; Metazoa; Chordata; Mammalia; Carnivora; Felidae
Gene: ADARB1
Product: adenosine deaminase RNA specific B1
Exons: 11
Coding region: 246-2414 (722 amino acids)
Biological process (GO): RNA processing; adenosine to inosine editing
Cellular component (GO): cytoplasm; nucleolus
Molecular function (GO): tRNA-specific adenosine deaminase activity; double-stranded RNA adenosine deaminase activity; double-stranded RNA binding
Source: RefSeq, a predicted model, not a curated record